Molecule: messenger RNA, 1087 nt
Organism: Durusdinium trenchii
Lineage: Eukaryota; Dinophyceae; Suessiales; Symbiodiniaceae
Source: the annotation of a GenBank genome assembly
UAAGUCCGCUGGUGAUGCAGACUUGCUCAGGAAGCGUGGAAGAGCCCUUUCACUGACAGUUUCAUGGUCAAUGUAAGUACCUGAGUAUCAAGACUUGCGUUCCAUUCAGAAGGGUAACCAAUACGUUGUCCAGGAAGUACUUUAUCCUUCGGGGAAUGUGCAGUGUGUCGUGUUUGACAUGGUGUCGGUUUGGGUCAACCUGUGAAGGCUACUCAGUGUUUGCUACACCAAAAUGAUGCAACAGCCUUUGCUCAUCAGAAAGAUCAGAAAACUGAAGAUGAGGUUCCUUCAAACUUCAAAGUGCCACAGACACGCAAAUCCCACUGCCGUUGCAAUUGUGUAGCACUGCUCGCCGCUACUACCUACAUGCCAUUUUGGAUCUCCCCGAAGCACCUGUGGGAGUUCUUGGCCGGAGUGAUGACCAAGGCCGAUGAAGCCAGGAACGGAUGGUUAUCUAUGUCGCCGUGGCCUAGGCUGCAGGUCUGGGGCCCUGCGAUGGCGAUCUUUGCAGUGCUCGCAGCGGUGGCCGUGACACCAUCAUGGCCUGUUUGGUUUUGGUACCAUCCAGCCGCCAUGUUACUAGGUUAUGUUGUCCUCAUGGGCAACGCAACCUUGGUGAAAAAGAUUGGUGGCCUGCGAGCAACCAAGAUCCAUGGCUACCUCAUGGGUGCUGCCAGCGUGGCAGCUGCCUUCGGUUGGUAUGUGAUCCAUUCCAACAAGGAGGCGAUGGGAAAGCCACAUAUUACAACCUGGCAUGGACUAUCAGGUUUGAUUUGCUUGCUUUCAACCUUCAGCAUGGCAGUUGCCGGAACGGGACUUCUCGACCCACACAUUGGCAUGAUGAAGACCUCCAAGACAGUUAGAUUCUUUCACCGGAAUGCUGGCAGAAUACUUAUUGGAUCGGCCUUUGCCUGCAGUGCAUUGGGCUGGUCCACGGUCCAGAAGCAAGCCUUGCUGCCGGUGGUUCUGUUCGCAUCGCCCCUGUUGAUGUUCAUGAAGGUCUUACUUUGAGCAGUGCGGCUUGCGAGGGACCUGUACAAAGGGCGGAUGGUGAGACUCACUCAGACACAGCAUUCACUGCACCCUC